GGCAACCACUGCCUGACUCUCUCUCUCCCGUCUCCAUGUCUCCAUUCCCGUCCCUAUAACCCGGGUGCCAACCUACCUACCUAAACAUUUUCCUUCGCUUUUGCUUUUUCCUCCUUUCUUCUUGAGGUGUUGUAUUUUUCUCCCUUUCUUCAUAGACGGGGCUGUUUUGACUUGCGCGUGAAUUUGGCGCCAAACCCCCCAAGACGCCAAAGCCAGCAGGAGGAUAUCGUUUCCCAUACCGCCAACACUGCAACCACUAACAAAUCCACUUGCGUCAUUGUCGCCGGAUUCCGCUUGCCUCGGUUCAAGUUGUGUUGCGCCCGACUGGCUUAAGGUCCAUGUCCUACAGGGAGCACUACCAGAACCCUACCUAGCUGCCGAUACCUGGCGCCCAUAACUGCCGACGCGGUCGUGUCCGGUACCUCGAGAUAACCGAACCUCCGCUGUUACCCAUCAACCAUAGAGUGGAAGCCGUCAACACCGCAGGGCACCAGACACCGUGCGUGCAGUUCCCGCAGCAAAAGUCCAUUGGACAGCCGACUCCCGUCCCUCUGACAACCAGUCACUCCAGUCAGUCAGUCAGUCAGUCAGUCUUCUUCAACCACCUACCUAGUCUACACAGUACCGUAGCCAACCCUCCUCAACAAAGACCGCCCUGAUCGAGAAUACCCAAUUGCGGUCCGAUUCAUCCGGAACGACAAGCAACGCCAGUUCCCUUUCUGCAUGGUGCACGGCAGCCGGCCUGCACUCCAGCACUCCACUGCUCUCUACGGCAUCAAUUGGCGACAGCGAUAGCGGCCAAGGCCCGGAACCACCAGCAAACAUGUCGUGGAAAAUGAGCGAGAAGCUCAUGGACACCAUCCGGCACUAUGCGAGCUUUCCUGCCACCGGCGUCAGCUUGCGCCAGAUGGUCCAGUUCGGCGAGAAGCCUUCUACUGGAACCCUCUUCCGCGCCUCCCAAUUCCUUGCUGAAGAGCUCCCCAUCCGUCUCGCCCACAGAGUCCAGGAGCUUGAUAACCUUCCAGAUGGCCUUAACGAGAUGCCUUCGGUCAAGAAGGUCCAGGCCUGGUAUGCCCAAUCGUUCGAGGAAAUCACACAACUGCCACGGCCACACCUACCAAAAGAUGUUAGGGAGCGCUUGAUGAAGCCGUCGAGAAGCGGAAAACACGCCUAUCUACCAGAGGCGACACCAAACCCCAGCAUAGAGGAAGGCCAGUACGCCUCACACAACGGAGCAAGCUACGCAAGCGGACUGAACCACAAAAAGUUCUCGGCCUCAAGGAGAUACUUUGCUAUGGUUGAUGACACAGGGGAUUGGCCUCCCGACCUACACCUUUACAACCAGAAAUUUGCGCAGACUCUGCACAAGAUCAAGAGGCGGCACGACAGUGUCGUCACCACCAUGGCCCAGGGCAUCCUCGAGUACAAGCGCAAAAGGCAACGCAUGCAGAUCGACCACAACAUCCAGUCUUUCCUCGACCGCUUCUACAUGUCGCGCAUAGGCAUAAGAAUGCUGAUUGGGCAGCACAUCGCCCUGACGGACCAGAACCAUUAUCGCGAUCCCUCAUAUGUCGGUAUUAUCUGCACCAAGACGUAUGUCAAGGACCUCGCCCAGGAGGCCAUUGAGAACGCCCGGUUUGUUUGCGAGGAUCACUACGGUCUCUUUGAGGCUCCCAAGAUCCAGCUGGUUUGCAACCCUAACCUCAACUUCAUGUAUGUACCGGGGCAUCUGUCGCACAUGCUCUUCGAGACGCUCAAGAACUCGCUGCGCGCCGUCGUCGAGACCCACGGCCAGGACAAGCAGGAAUUCCCCGUCACCAAGGUCAUUGUUGCUGAGGGCAAGGAAGACAUCACCAUCAAGAUCUCGGAUGAAGGAGGCGGUAUUCCCCGUAGCGCUAUCCCGCUUGUUUGGACCUACAUGUACACCACCGUCGAUCGCACACCCAACCUGGAUCCCGACUUCGACAAGAGCGACUUUAAGGCCCCCAUGGCCGGUUUCGGCUACGGACUUCCUAUCUCGCGCUUGUAUGCGAGAUACUUUGGUGGCGACCUUAAGUUGAUCAGCAUGGAAGGAUACGGAACCGAUGUCUACCUGCACCUCAACAGGUUGUCAAGUUCGUCAGAACCUCUGCAAUAGCAACCAGCAGUCAUGAGGGGUAGCGGAAGAACAGGAACCGCAUCCCAAGGAUUGACGCUGCCAUCGUCACUGAGAUACAUGAAAAAACGGCUUAAGGACCUCGAGGUCUCGGAACGCAAGCAGGUUGGCGACACCGAAGCCACAGUUCAUCCUCUUCCACCUCAGCCCGUGCCUUCGUCGGCGUUCGCCUCGGGAACCGGAGUAAGAACCAAAGACAGCGCUCUCUAGAGGAUCACAAAAAAAAUAGUGUUAAUGCCUUGUCUUUUGCUGCAGGUGGGAAGGACGGCGGGGCUCGGAUCUGGAUUUGGUCGGCUUUUUCUCGUUUUGUCAACUCUGUCGUUCGGCUGGUUCGGCUUUUCGAUUACUCGAGGCGGUUGAGGGACUUUAUCCACGUACCCACCGGAUAGACAAAUAAUGUACGAAAGCUUACGAAACGAACUUCACAAACACGGAUGAACGAACCGGUCCGAAAGGACACAUAGCAACAUAAACGCAACGACAUACAACGACAAACAGAUACGCAUGAAAGCAUGGGAAUUGGCGCUGUUUACAUCGGGAAGACAGGUGGGCGGUUUUCCACAACGCAAGGGGGUGAGGCGAAGGGUGAAAAGGGAAGAAGAAUCUACCCUCUGCGGUUACAUGUCAUUCAAAUAGGGCGCCCCGAAAGGGAAGGGAUGGUCAACGAUGGGAGAAGAAAGAAGAAGAGGUGUGCGGGGUACUACGAGAAGCUAGUACGAUGGACGACCACCUACGAGCCUACCACCUACAUACGCAGCGAAGAAAGGGGCAACAAGGGGGUCAGGCCGUCACACGGAGAGACGGAGAGAUGAAUGACAAUAAAUAUCCUUUUUACACACUUCCCUUGCUUCCUUCUUCUCAUCCCAACUGCGUCUUGUCCAUAACAGAAAUAUCCGAGUUAUAGGUACGUACGAUAUAGAUACUCAGGUAUACGUAAUGUACAAAGGCA
Molecule: messenger RNA, 3104 nt
Organism: Neurospora crassa OR74A
Lineage: Eukaryota; Fungi; Ascomycota; Sordariomycetes; Sordariales; Sordariaceae
Gene: stk-48
Product: pyruvate dehydrogenase kinase
Exons: 4
Coding region: 824-2137 (437 amino acids)
Biological process (GO): regulation of glucose metabolic process; protein phosphorylation
Cellular component (GO): mitochondrion
Molecular function (GO): pyruvate dehydrogenase (acetyl-transferring) kinase activity
Source: RefSeq, a predicted model, not a curated record